AUGAUAAUGUCCUAAGGAGGAUCAAACUUUCAUUUACCCUUAGAGCAAGAUAUAUAAGCAGUAUAUCCUAUGACAGAAGGGUUAAUAUUUUAAUUUUAAAUAAAAAAAGAGAUAAAAUUUAAUGAUAUAUUAUUGAUAAACAGGAAUUAUAAUAAAAGUAAAUACUCAAUGUAUGAAGAAAACAUAUUUUAAAAUAAUAACGCAAACAACAAUAAUAAAGAAAAUUAAUUAUAUUCAUAUGUAACUAUAAACAAUCAUCCAUCAAGUUCGUUAAAAGUAUUAGGAAUAUUAAAAAGAAGUGACGAUUCAAUAAUACCAUGGCUCGAUUCAUAUGAAAAGAUAGUUUAUGUUUGUAAAGAUUUACCAAUAUUAAUAAGCUAUAAUAGAAUUUAAUAACGACAUGCUAUUCAUUUAAUUAGAGCCAAUUUAGAAGCUUUUGAAAAGGAUUCAACAAAAUUAAAUUUAAAUGGAAUUUUUUAUUCCCUUGGACAUUUUUCAGAAGGUGAUUUUUUACCUGAAAUGAAUACUUCUUAUAUUGUAAGUGAAAUAUUUUUCGAAGAAAGCAUAAAAGUAAAUAUGAUGCAAAAAUGUGCAAUUUUAAAAAGUGGAAAUCAUGGUGAAUUCAUUAUCGCAAUGCUUAUUUUUGACACUAGUUGUUAUUUAAAACUUUAUUCUCUUUCUUUUGUUAAUUAAGGUGAAAAUAUGCAAAAUGUAGAUUCAGUCUAGAACUUCUAAAUUAAUGCCUUGAAAAAUUUCGUUAUUAUUAAUGAUGUCUUAGACUUUUUCCCUGUUAAUUUAUUUUAAACUGAAGUUUCGAUACCUUAAAUUUAAGAUUUUUAAAAAUAAGUUUUGAGAAGAAAAAAUGAUAAAAACUCAAAUUUUAAAUGCUUAUUUUCUAAUGAAAUUAAAUUAAAAUAAGGGAUUAUAAGUUUUCAUAAAAAUGGGUCUUUUUAAUUACAUAAUGGACUUAUGAAAUGUAUUAUGAGAUUCGAUAUAUCUAUACCUGCAAUAAUUAUCGGAAACUUCAGACAAAUUAAGUCUAUUAAUAAUUUUAAAAAAUUUAAAUGGAUUUAUUCUUGCUGA
Molecule: messenger RNA, 1083 nt
Organism: Ichthyophthirius multifiliis
Lineage: Eukaryota; Ciliophora; Oligohymenophorea; Hymenostomatida
Exons: 4
Source: RefSeq, a predicted model, not a curated record